Messenger RNA from Leptosia nina, 216 nucleotides. NCBI's taxonomy places the organism in Eukaryota, Metazoa, Arthropoda, Insecta, Lepidoptera, Pieridae. The record is from the annotation of a GenBank genome assembly.
AUGGAGAAGCGAGGUCGGGCGGCGCCCCGCACGCGCCCUACAGAAGAAAGCGGGCGAAGAAAAAAUGAGGGAGACGAAAAACUAGAGCGGGACGGAAAAGUGGGUGAAAAACGAAAAAUUUCACCCCCUAAGCCUCCUCCCGGCCGGCAGCCUGCCGCCACGCGGGCCCUUCGCACACGCACACAUGCGUGGAGACACGCGAUCUACGAGCCUUGA